Cyprinus carpio (common carp) is the source of this 810-nucleotide messenger RNA. RefSeq names its product dynein light chain 2, cytoplasmic-like. Gene Ontology annotation, biological process: microtubule-based process; cilium assembly. The record is from RefSeq and is a predicted model, not a curated record. Gene Ontology annotation, molecular function: dynein light intermediate chain binding; dynein intermediate chain binding. Bases 33 to 437 code for a protein of 134 amino acids. NCBI's taxonomy places the organism in Eukaryota, Metazoa, Chordata, Actinopteri, Cypriniformes, Cyprinidae. The transcript is spliced from 4 exons. Gene Ontology annotation, cellular component: cytoplasmic dynein complex.
GUCUCCACGGGUUUCGUGACGCGAAGUUGGGUAUGAGUUACGAGCGCAGCCGCAUGGGUAGAGUUACGACUGAAAGAGUGCUUAGAGAAGUCAAGCGUGAACACAGCGGCUCCAAAAAAGCCUGCGUUAAACAGUAUUCCAGAGUAAAAACAUCAGAAGAGGCCAUCAUGACUGACAGGAAGGCAGUAAUAAAGAACGCAGAUAUGUCCGAGGACAUGCAGCAGGAUGCAGUGGAUUGUGCCACACAGGCCAUGGAGAAGUACAACAUUGAGAAGGACAUUGCUGCAUAUAUCAAAAAGGAGUUCGAUAAGAAGUAUAAUCCGACAUGGCAUUGUAUUGUGGGACGGAACUUUGGCAGUUAUGUUACGCAUGAAACUAAGCAUUUCAUCUACUUUUACUUGGGUCAAGUGGCCAUUCUGCUCUUCAAAUCGGGCUGAGGGAACAGCUGUCGUUCAUGAAAGUUGGACAUCAACUCCAAACCUGGACUGUGAUGCACUGAUGGCUUGAGCCACACUCUACACACACACACACACACACACACACACACACACACACACUUACAUUCUCUCCCACAUACACACUCGUGAAUUUAGCUAUAGAGGCUGUGCAUAAAUGCAUGGACCGUGUAUAUUAUUUAAUUUGUAUAUGUUGCAAUACAGUAACUUUUUUUGCUUUCUAUAGUUGCACGAGUUGACGCAACAAGAAGAUUUUUGUUAGUUUUUUCCAAGUCCAAAUAUGUUUUGCACUGAUGUUGUACAAAAUGCUUUGAACGCUGCCUUUAAAUUAUAUUAAAGAAUGAUAUGUCAUACA